Messenger RNA from Menidia menidia (Atlantic silverside), 5912 nucleotides. Lineage: Eukaryota; Metazoa; Chordata; Actinopteri; Atheriniformes; Atherinopsidae. The record is from the annotation of a GenBank genome assembly.
UUCACGAGUGUAACCUGGGAUCUUUGCGUCAGCUGUCACGCAUACACGCGCAUACUACAGUUCUGUCUCUAUGCAAGAUUUGUUUGUCAACGGAUGAGUCUGAAAUUCUUCGGCUAGCGGGAACACUCAAAGAAUAGUGACUGCAGGUUGCUUUUAUCAAGCGGGACCAAAGCGACUCGGAGACAAUAAAGUUGUUUGACCAAGGUUCCUGUUUCUCAGAGGGGGACGAAAAGCAGUGUACAGGUUUUCCCGUUUUAUCGUUGCGGUCUUGCUAAUACGCAGUCCUUGUCGUAGUUUUCGAGCCGGCUUCAUUAGCUUAGCAAGCUAGUUAGCAAGUCAAGCAAAGGCUACGGUACGUUUGCGGAAUUGCACUUUAAGCUUGUCUUGGUGUCUUUAAUUUAGUUACUGCUCUUUUUUUGUCGUUGGUCCUUAUUUUGUCGUCACCCUGAUAUGAUAUUGUUAUGAAUGGCGACAGUGUGUAGCGUGUCGAUUAUGGCUUUCUUUAAGUGAUAUGACAGAUGAGGUGGUGCUGCUCUGAUAAUUAUGAGCAGUUUCAGCUUUACAUCAAAAACCUCUACAUUCGCCUCUUCGUUCAGGAGAGAAAGUAAGAGUCCGGCAAUCAGUGUUAGCACAGGCCACAACAAGGAGUGGGCAUUGGGUAGCGAUGUGUUUUCGUACUGUCACGAGAUGAGUUUUAUGGACGAUUCGAUGCAGGCAGGGAUGUCCUCAGUCCAGCCAGGACUGGACGGACACCUGCCGCUUUUGCAUGGCCGACACCAGGCUGCUGAGGACGGGCUGUUGUUUGACCUUAGCUCCCCGGAAAACUACCUCGACACCAGUCCACCGGACUACAGAGACAACGACGGGAACAACGCUGGUCCGCUGUUCGAGAAGAGGAAGAGGUCGAGGUCCAACAGCUCCAGACACAGGUUCAACGAGGUAGUCACGGAGCUCGUUCCGGAGGAAGUUCGGUGGUUCUACAAAGAGGACAAGAAAACAUGGAAGCCUUUUGUUGGACACGACUCGCUUAAUAUCGAGCUGAUGUAUAGGAAGUACUGCGAGCUUAACCCGGGUUUAGUACGCUCCCAGGUUAGCGCCGGAGAGGAGGAGAGCGCCGGUGCAGGUCCCGAGAGCCCAGGGCCAAACGGAACCGGGCUAGAGACCAGGACCAACAGCGUGGACGAAGGCCGCGGAUCUCUGGACACGUCCACCGUGUCCUCCGAUGAAAGGGACUCGCAGAGCAUUGAAGUCAACGUAGAGCCCGUGUGUGUCCGGGGAGGGCUCUACGAGGUGAACAUUAAAGAGAGGGAAUGCAACCCUGUUUACUGGAAGCAACAAGACCAUAUUCCUGUGAUGAGAGGCCAGUGGUUUAUCGAUGGCACCUGGCUUCCGUUAGAAGAAGAGGAAAGUGACUUAAUUGAGCAGGAGCACCUGAACCAUUUCCGCGGUCAGCACACGCAGGACACCUUUGAGACGGAUUUGGUGGUGAAGACUGUUGAUAGCAAAGAUGUUCUCUCCCGCCUGCCCCCUUUCUACCUUCCUUUUCUGUUCACAUGGAGUGGAUAUCAGACGAGUGCUAAAACUACAUGUCACAAGCGCAAACGCUGCCAAGCCAUCCAUUGUCUGAAGUUGAGUCGGACUCAUGUGGACUGGCACAGCGUGGACGAGGUCUACCUCUACAGUGAUGCAACCACUUCCAAAAUUGCACGGACCGUCACUCAGAAACUUGGCUUCUCCAAAGCAUCAAGCAGCGGCACCCGGCUCCAUCGGGGCUUCGUGGAAGAGGCCUCCCCUGAGGACAGACCUCCUCAGACUACACACAUCGUCUUUGUGGUGCACGGGAUCGGUCAGAAGAUGGACCAGGGCCGCAUUAUUAAAAACACUGGAAUGUUGAGAGAUGGUGUGAGGAAGAUGGAGGAGAAGCACUUUUCAGAGCACGACGAACAUGUGGAAUUUCUCCCUGUUGAGUGGCGUUCAAAGCUUACACUGGAUGGAGAUACUGUGGACACAAUUACACCAGACAAAGUCAGAGGGCUGAGAGACCUUCUCAACAGCAGUGCCAUGGACAUCAUGUACUACAACAGCCCUCUUUACCGGGAUGAGAUCACUAAGGGCCUCACACAGGAGCUGAAUAAACUUUACUCACUCUUCUGCCUACGAAACCCUGAAUUUGAGGAACGGGGCGGCAAAGUGUCCAUUGUGUCCCACUCACUCGGCUGCGUCAUCACGUAUGACAUCAUGACUGGAUGGGAUCCCGUACGCUUCUGUCUGCAGGAGCACCGCGCUGUCGAGGAGGAGCUGGACAUGCGCUGGAUGUCCUACGAGGAGAGGCAACUUUUGGAGCAGCUGAGGUUCACAAGGAAUAGGUUACGAGAGCUGGAAAAUCAGGUUGUCACAUUGGAGGCCUCAAAGCCCUCAGCACCCCCAGCACUCAAAUUUAAGGUGGAGAACUUCUUCUGCAUGGGAUCUCCUCUGGCAGUGUUCUUAGCUCUGAGGGGUAUCCGCCCAGGUACCAGCUGCCACCAAGACCACAUCUUACCCACCUCCAUCUGCAGCCGACUGUUUAACGUCUUCCAUCCCACAGACCCAGUGGCCUAUAGACUAGAGCCCCUCAUCCUGAAACAUUACAGCAACAUUUCACCUGUCCAGAUUCACUGGUGUAGUGCCACUAAUCCUACACCAUACGAUGAAAUCCGCCCGACUUUCCUAAACCCGGUCAAAGAUCCAGCAUCUGACACAGAGAGCAUUCCCAGCCCCAGUACUUCACCUGUGCUCCCACGCAAGCACUACGGGGAAUCCAUUACCAGUCUGGGCAAGGCCAGCAUACUGGGUGCGGCAAGCAUUGGGAAGGGCAUAGGAGGGAUCCUCUUUUCACGUUUUUCUCGCUCAAACAGCCAGCCUUCAGUGUCGUUAGGCCUGGAUGGAGGAACAAAUGUCGAGGAAGAGGAGCAGAAGCGCACAGAAAGCCAGUCAGCCUAUGGCCUCUCCAGCAUGAUUCGCCCCACCUCCCCCACAACCGACACAUCAUUGGAGCUGGAGAGGCGCAUCGACUUUGAGCUUCGGGAAGGUCUGGUAGAGAGCCGCUAUUGGUCGGCGGUGACCUCGCACACAGGCUACUGGUGCUCACACGAUAUAGCCCUCUUCUUGUUGACCUUCAUAUAUAAGCAGAAGGCAACACCCUGCGAGCCAGCAGAGGACGCUCCAGAGCCCGACUGAGACUCCACCUUUGUUACAAUACCAACUGACUAAAAUAGAAUGACUUUGGCCAAUCAAUUCCAAUCCUCUUGAUUCCACUAGUAAUCACUUUUUCCUUUAUUUUUCGUGAUGACUCAGCCUGUUUGACAUUUGGGAAUAGUUACUGAGAAAAAUGACUCAAGACCUGAUUCCGAGAUGUAUGUUUUUGCACACCCUAAGGGUGUAGGCGUUGGACCAGGAACCCGUAAAGAGGUGCAUCCUUUGCCAGUAUGACAACAAACUAAAUGCGAGCAUGGAAGAAGCGUCUCAGGAGUCCCAUGCAUGGAGGUUUUUUGCACAGUGGAAGGGAGCUGACUUCAUUCACAAGCUUAUGUCCAACAUUCGCAGCUUUCUGAACACGUGUCUAUCAGUUUGCUGUUAUCAAUGCGUAAAUUCAUCCACUCUCUCCCACACGCUCAGUCUGCAGCCUUGUGACACAUCUGCUUGACUUAGUCAUUGAGAUCUCAAGUUCUGUGUAACGUAACUGAAGCAAUGCACCUUUUUUAUUGACAGUACCAUUUUUGCUUUGGGGAGAAUGUUUACUAACAUAAAAAUAUUAACUCCAGUUGUCCCCCUUAGAUUCCACAUAAAGCUGUAUCGUGACAGGCUGAUCAUUGGGCUUUAACAAGGAAAACAUAGCUAUUUACAUAAUUUACCCUUCUUGAGAUCCUAAAUCCUAAAUAAAAGUCUGGAUUUGUGACAUUUACAAACCCAGAGCUAGCGCCCAAAACUCCAGUCAACUGAAGUCUGAGCUUCCAUAUUGAUCGAUUAUAUAGGUUUUUUUUCUUGAACGUUUAUAUUGAUGUCAAAAUUGAAUCAAUGGUACUAGAUUUAUUUUCUCUAAAAGGAAAAAGAAGAAAAAAUAUUUUUCAUAGUGAUAUUUAGACUGUUGUUGACAGAAACCUGGAUCUCAUCACUGGGAAACUGGGAUUCAGCCUUGUUGCCAAAUAACAUUCAUGUUUCUAUUUCUCUAGCUGCAUUAACAGAACUUUGGUUAAUUGUUUAAAAUUCAAUUGAAAAAAGUAGAUUUGUUUUAAGCAUAUGCAAUACAUUGCACAGAAAAGUAAAAUAGAUCUUGUUCACCUCCUGUGUGACUAAUUGGCACUUUUCCCUAGUAAGAAAAGCUUUGUGUGUCAGACGCCGGUGUAUUUAUGGUUAAAAGACCCCUAGUCAUUGAGGCAAACACAUUUAUUUAACAUUACUGCCUAUUUGACUCUUCUCUCAUCUAUUUAAAAAACAAUGAUAAUGUUUUAGCGUUUUUUUUUUUUUUUUUUGCUUUAGGUGUCAGAAGAUAUGUUAACCACACAGAUGGAGCGCGUAUUAGUUAUAGAUCAGAGUAAUAAUUCAGUAAAAAUUCCAAUGUUUACUUACUUGGCAUGGUCUCAAGUAAACACUGAAUGAUUGUUGAAUGGAAAACAGAUGGUGCAGCGUGCCAAUAAAUUAAGAGUCUUUGUUACCUGCAAAAACAGUCAUUUAGAAUACAUUUUCAAUGAAUCAAGAACCUGAACUGUCCUUAUUAGCAUACUUAUUGAGUCACAUGCCACUACCUAUUGGUCAAAUUAUUCAUCCAUCUUAUUUUGAUUUGUUGCAGUAUAAGAUGGGGCUUAAUUUCGACGGCAUAAGGGCUAUUGUUCCCUGGACCACCGAACAUGGAAUCACUUCACUGUUUAAUGUCUGUGUUGCGUUGCAAAGGCCUAUGUACUAAAACCAGGCUGCCUUGAAGAGCUGACCGAAUGGCUCACCGGGAAGAUGUUCUGAAUCUGGGAAAAAAAAAAAGAUGGGUUCAUGUGAGAAUGUUUGCACGUUCAUCAGCGAUGAGUUGCACGGGAGCAGCCCAGUGUAGAUUAUUAUUAUUAUUAUUAUUAUUUUUUAUCCUUAUUUUUUUGAGCGUUUAUUACAGGGAUGGGUGCAGGAAGCGCUUCAAACAUGCAAAGAGCUGUUUCACUGUUGCCUCUGCAUCACCCAGUCGUUCAGCAUGGGUUUCAGACACAGCACACAAGUACUGUAAGAGUGCCCGCACCACUGGGCAAAUAACGGCAAUCUUCCUGUUAUUGUUGGGGAUUUGGCCGUGUUUCCAAUCCGUAUGGGGAAAUCAGCACAUUUUCCUUUCUAACAGUUUCUGACUCAAGCACAGAUGGUCAAAUGUGUUCCCUCUAGCCGGUUUGGAGAGCACCACAGAGCAUUUUCAGAAGACACCUUGAAAAUGUGACCGUAUGACAACUUAAUGUACAGAACUUUGACCGAUGACAGUAUAUUUUUCUUGGUAAUUGUACCAUAAGCAUCAGGGAAAUAUCUGUUAAAUGUUUUGUAGGUUCGACAUUUGUUUGAUGUCGCGUCAAAGCCAUUAUCGAUUACAACAAUUCAGCGCAUGUGUCACUUUUAAAACUACAACUAAAACAGACACAUACAGUAUGUCUUGCAUAUGUGUAUGUUGCCAGUGGGGCGGCAAAAAACGCAUUAAAAGUUACUGUGGCUGAGUUAAAUGUGUUGAAACAGGUAACAUUUGCUCUAACUUUCAAUAGAUGUCUGGAGAAGUGUUUUUCCAUAGAGCUGUGCAAUAACUCAUGCCUGUAAUGAAUUCUAACUGCCAUCCAAAGCAAUGUAUUUAUUUCCUUUUAUUAAAGCAUUUCCUUUUGAAUACGACCAGUCGAUAUCAACGUGUCACUUUGUGAUGGCAG